AGACUUUUGAGGCAUCUUAAGGUCCUGUGGAUUUAUUGUGGAAUAAACCUUUGGGGACUAGUGCUGGUCCACAAAAGCAUACACUAUAGAGGUGAGACACAGCGCCAGGCAAGGUGUACAGGAUGCCUGGGAUGGUGAUGUUUGGGAGGCGCUGGGCCAUAGGCAGUGAUGACUUCGUCUUCCCGGCUGCCUUUGAGCUUUUCAUUAGGGUGAGCUGGUGGAUUGGUAUUCUGGUUUUGUAUUCGAUACACAAAGGGCAAUUGGACUGUCCUGGUGGGAAGCUGUUGCAUAGCUACCUUCUUGUCCUCCUUAUUCUCCUGGUAGCCAUCAUAUGUGCUUUAUCUUCUAUUUUGCAUAUCAGCAUGCAAGGAACAAUUUCCAAUCCUGGGCCAAGGAAAUCCCUUCCUAAAUUGCUGUACUUGCGCCUGGCCCUCUUUUUGCCUGAACUGCUCUGGGCUAUUGUGGGAGCAAUCUGGGUGUCAGACCGAAGCAUCAAAUGUGACAGGACUGUGAUGAAUGCCAUAUUUGGGACAGUGAUUGCCAGCUGGAUUAUCAUUAUCUUCACCAUUGUGGCAGUUGUCGUUGUCUUUGAUCCACUUGGUGGGAAAAAGACCUUGUACCUUACUGGUUGUCCCAAUCACAACUUGGAGAGCAGUCAGUCGGACCAGGUGUUUUAUAAUGUCAAGAAGACUGCAACCCGAGUCUGGGAGAAAAGGAUUCGGUUACUGUGCUGCUGCAUCGUACAAAAUGAUGACCACAGAGUUGCUUUUACCAGUAUUGCUGAACUCUUCCGCUCCUACUUCUCAGACACUGACCUGGUGCCUAGCGAUGUAGCAGCAGGCCUGACUCUGCUCCACCAAGAGCAAGACAAGGUGGAAAAUUGUCCUAAAGAUCCUGAGGAAGUUUUGAUACAGUCGCCAUUGUCUCCUACGGCUGAUGAUUUGGAUCUUGAGAUAGAAAAUGCUGCUCACUAUAUGAAGUUUGCUGUAGCUACUUACGGUUGGCCGUAUUACAUCAUGACAAACCCUUUUACAGCACUCUGUAAGCUUAAAGGUGACUGUUGUAGAAACAGCCCGGUAGAGGCAGAUAUUGUUGGUGGUGACCGUCUAAAUAUGAACUUCGGAUCCAUCUUAAAAAUAACAGGACUGCAAUAUAGAGACUUCAUUCACAUCAGCUUCCAUAAUAAAAUUUUUGAGAUCCCAUUCUUUGUUGCAUUGGAUCACAAGAAAGAGGCUAUCGUGGUUGCUGUGAGAGGAACUUUGUCCUUUGAGGAUAUCCUGACGGAUCUCUCGGCAGACUGUGAAAGCUUAACUCUAGAAGAUAUUCUAGAAAAUGGUCUUGUGCAUAAGGGGAUAACCCAGGCUGCCAACUACAUCUACAGAAGACUAAUAAACGAUGGGAUUUUGAAUCAGGCCUUCACCAUUGCUCCUGAAUAUAAACUGGUUGUAGUUGGACACAGUUUAGGAGGAGGAACGGCCUCUAUCUUGGCCGUCAUGCUCAAAAAUUCUUUCCCGACACUGAAGUGUUAUGCCUUUUCUCCACCAGGUGGUUUAUUAAGUAAAUCACUUGCAGAUUACACUAAACAGUUUAUCGUGUCUGUCAUUGUUGGAAAAGAUGUUGUCCCAAGGUUAAGUAUGCCCAAUAUGGAAGAUCUGAAGAGAAGGAUCAUUAGAAUAGUUGCCAACUGUAACAGACCCAAGUACCAGAUCCUACUGCAUGGAUGCUGGUACGAAGUAUUUGGAGGAGACCCCAAUAAUUUCCCCACUGAACUGGAUGGUCGAAACCAAGAUGCUUUGACCCAGCCUCUCCUAGCUGAAGAGAGCCUCAUGGUUCAUCGGUCACCUUCAUACAACGCUCUAAUAGAGGACGAGUCGCCUUUAAAUUCUCCUCUUCGGUAUCCCCGCUUGUUCCUCCCAGGCAGAAUCAUCCACAUUGUAGAAGAAAACAGCACAAGGAGGUGGUGUUCCUCAGAUGUCAAGUACCAUGCAAACUGGUCAAAAGAAACUGCCUUUGGCAACAUUUUAAUAAGUCCAAAGAUGGUAACAGAUCACAUGCCAGAUGUGGUGGCCAAAGCCCUGAACAGCUUGGCUCAGGAAAGUGUGUCUUGCAUUUCCUGUCAGCCACAAGGAGACUUCUCUACGAACACUGUAUAAUCACAGACAUAAGAAGACGGCAGGCUGGAUAUUGCCUGCUGGUUUCCCCACACCCCGUGUUCACAAGACCUGCUGGUUCAUACUCUCAUCUUAAAUCAUGCCUCAGGUAGAAUCUGGGGGCAUAUCUGAGCAAUUUCAGGAUGAAGGAGAAAAUGCUUCAUGAGCAAUGGUCCUUCUGGAUUAUCCACCUUACUGGGUAACUUCUGUGUGAAGCAGUGAUGAAUACAACACGCGAUCAAAGGCUUAACAAGGUGGCAGUUGAACAGAAUAGCUUGAUAGAGAAGGCAGACAGACGCUGGUGAAAGUAAGUAACCAUGAAGUCCCCAAACUUUAGGUCUGUUUCCACCGCUGAUGUGGCAGAUGCUUUCCUAGACCUGCUGUUUCCCAUAGUGAAGUGGGUCAUAAUGCUUGUAAAUUCCCAAGUAAAAAGAUGUGACAGGGAAAGCAAAGUAUUAAGUUGAAGAGAUGGCUCCUCAUCCCACAGGUGGAUAGGAGCUCAGAGAGAGGUGGGUUGAGCUGAUCAGCCUAGUGUUGCACUAUAGUUAAAUUGCAGAAAUGCUCGAUUUUCCUUCCUGCUGAAGGAAGAUUGCAUUGUAGAUACCUUUCUUGGGCUUAAAGUGUUGUGUGGAUACAUGUGCAAUAUAUUUGUUUACACUGUCAAUGUGUGUUCGAGUCAAACUACCCGUUUGGUUCCUAAUGGUAGGAUUCUGUGUCUAGCAUUCUGCAGUAGGAUAGCCUUGAGAGUGAAGCAACCCAUAACCUACACUGAAGUAUUUUGCUGUCUUAAAGCCCCCUGAAUACUAAAACAAGUCUAGUUCAAAUGGUUCAUUAAGCAGAAACCCAGGGCACUUGCAGCCUCCUUGUUCUACCAUCUCUUCCUUGCAGAUAGCAGAGUGGACUGUUAUCAUUUCAGCCUACAGCCAAGAUGUUUAUUUUUCAAACUUCUAUUGGAUGGCUGAUUCUUGGCAAAUUAUAAAGUUAGCAAAGCAUGGCAUAUCCUAGAGUGGAACUGGUUCCUGAAGUUAAUUCCAAAGGGGUAGUCAUCUGUUGUAGCAAAAUGACACAGAAGGCAAGUACAACCUUAAAGACUAACAAAAUAUAAUCUCUUAGGUGCUCCUUGAUUCCUACGUUUUCAUAGGAAGGAUGUUAAGUAUAGUGGAAGUGGUACAGCCCAUUCUGUCUCACAGAGCUGAAAAUUAGGCCUUGUAGAGGCAGACAAGGGAAAAAUUUCCUAGAAAGCCAUUGAGCAAGAAGAGCCACAGGGCAGGAGAGAAAGGCUUCUGGGAUUGAAUGUUCUCAUUUAUUUUGACCCUGAAGUGCAAACUAGAUUAGCAGCUGCUAUGAAAUAUUUAGAACCUUUCAAGUACACAGGUUGCUGGGUUUAGCAGCAAUUCUCAUUUUAGUAACUCUAACACACACAGGCUUUGCUAAAGUUGCAGUUCCAUUUUUCUACUUUUUAUAUACAUCUGUAUCUUUCCCUGCCUGCCCAAAACAUUUCUUUACCUUUUUAAAAGAAAAAAGGACUAGGAAGGUGCUGUCAAUCUUUGGUCACUGAAACUGUAAGCUCCACGGAAAUAGUAAGACUAACUUCUGAGUAAAUAUACUUAGGAUCUGGUUUCAUGUUGCCUUUGAAUACAGUAUGUGGUACUAACUAGAACUGUAUGCAGCAUUCUACAUGCAUUCACAGCUGUUUUUUUCAUGGAAUUUACACUUCCUAGUCUUCACUACUUGGAGAGAAACAAAGUAACUGAGACUGUCUUCUGCUUUUGCUGUAAAUCACAAUGAAAAGAAUAGUUGGGGAUUGAAAUGCAUUGUGUUCACUCUGCUGUCAAAUUGGGGCAUGCAAAUUGCAUGUUUAAAAAUACAAGUUAAUCAUGUACUCCUUAUAGAUAUUGUAUUGCAAUUGUGAAAGUUUGAACAUAAUGUAUUUGAAUCUGUUAAAAACAUUACUAUUUGAUUGACCCCCGAGUUAUACUAAUAAAUUUGAAUCAAAUCUGAAUUUAAUGGUUUGAUUAUCUGCUUGAAAGAAUAUUUGGACUGGUUAUUAAAUAGUUUUUUAAUCUUCA
Eublepharis macularius is the source of this 4219-nucleotide messenger RNA. It is a transcript of the gene DAGLB, whose product is annotated as diacylglycerol lipase beta. Gene Ontology annotation, biological process: lipid metabolic process. NCBI's taxonomy places the organism in Eukaryota, Metazoa, Chordata, Lepidosauria, Squamata, Eublepharidae. Bases 123 to 2153 code for a protein of 676 amino acids. The record is from RefSeq and is a predicted model, not a curated record. The transcript has 16 exons.